ACCGGCGGAAUCUGCACACAAUCAGUUCUAAAACGUCAACGGAGAAGUCCCCCUCUCACGCGGGGUUCAUUUCUCUGUCGACAGAUGACUUCUUCAUCCCCAAACUACCUCCAACAACUGGAGGCAUCUCUCGAGCUCUUCAUUGAGAAUGUUCGACAGCUCGGAAUCGUUGUAGCCGACUUCCAGCCACAAGGUCAGCCCGCCCUGAACCAGAAAAUCACAACCCUAGUGUCUCUGAUGCAAGACAUAUCCGCCGUCAGACCGCACGUCGAGGAUAUUCAAGUUCCCCUCGAGGUCUGUGACUACAUCGAUGAAGCCCGGAACCCUCAACUCUACACGAAAGAUUGCAUGGAGAAAGCUCUGGCCAAAAACGAGCAGGUCAAGGGUAAAAUCGACGCUUAUAGAAGAUUCAAAGCUCUCCUUCUUGUGGAGCUGGGCAAGGUCUUCCCGCAUGAGAUCAGCAAGUACAGAGCCUAUCGGGGGGAGAACGGCGUUGCGACAUCGCCCCAUCCCUCGAUGCAAAUGCCCUAGGAGAAGGAUUCGAACUCUGGUCCCGAUCGGACUUGUUCUUGUACAUAAACCGGGAUGACGCGUGGAGUCACUCUGUCCCUAGCUAGGGGUCUCUUUGACCCGAAUGGUACGACGGAUGCAAAAUAUUUCGCAUACUGCAGGCGAAGAUGCAAGUGGGCGGAUGACGAAGGAAAAUGGCU
This is a messenger RNA of Galendromus occidentalis (western predatory mite), 710 nucleotides long. RefSeq names its product mediator complex subunit 10 (gene MED10). Bases 85 to 531 code for a protein of 148 amino acids. Gene Ontology annotation, biological process: regulation of transcription by RNA polymerase II. Lineage: Eukaryota; Metazoa; Arthropoda; Arachnida; Mesostigmata; Phytoseiidae. The transcript is spliced from 4 exons. Gene Ontology annotation, molecular function: transcription coregulator activity. Gene Ontology annotation, cellular component: mediator complex. The record is from RefSeq and is a predicted model, not a curated record.